Molecule: messenger RNA, 5144 nt
Organism: Pecten maximus
Lineage: Eukaryota; Metazoa; Mollusca; Bivalvia; Pectinida; Pectinidae
Exons: 9
Coding region: 171-3290 (1039 amino acids)
Biological process (GO): protein phosphorylation
Molecular function (GO): ATP binding; protein kinase activity
Source: RefSeq, a predicted model, not a curated record
GUGUGUGUGGAGUGAUAAUCGUUGUCUCCUGACGCUUGUAGCUAUAUACUCACUGACAAAUUGGUUUUCCGAUCAUUGACUGUCACCGCCAUGCUUGAGUCCAAACCGUGAGUGGUAUCGGACUAUUACAGAUAACACGUGCCGCUGAAAUACCUAUAAAGUUUAGAACUAUGGCAGGUGUAACACAGGAAGAUAUUUGGAACGUUGAUGAAUUUGAUGACAUGUUUGAUUAUGCUGACAAACUGGAAGUACCGCUUGAUGGCCUUGAUGAUCUCGAAGACAUGAGAGAACGACUAUUGAUGCAGCUAAAGAAAAAUGAAUAUGGAAAUCCGAAGGCAUUGAUUGCAAAGUCGCUGGAGGUGUCACAAAAGGAAGACACCCACAAGAGAUUGAAGAUUGACAUACUGCUCGAAGAAUUCGAAAAGACCAUCACGGAACGUCAGAACGAGAAAGGUAUUGAUGCAAUAGAAGACUUGUUAAGGACUGAAGGAACUGUAAAAGAUUUGAAAAAGGAGCUGGCACAGCACAUUGAACGGAUGGAAAAAGGAGAAUGCGUAUUUGUAGUGGCAGGGGAAACUUCAGCUGGGAAGUCGAGUUUGUUAAAUCUGCUAUUAGGACAGUCUAUCUUGCCUUCAUUCACCGGCAGUUCAACGUCAGUGAUAACUCGCAUAUCUUAUGGAAAGAAGAUGUAUGCCGAGAUUGUAUAUCAGAUGAGCAGUAUUCAGACGGAGAAAUUCCACGAUAUCAACAUAAAAUGGGUACAUGACUACCUUUGGGAUCGUCUGCGAAUAAAGGACGAGAACAAACGACAGUUCCAAUCACCAAUCAAAGAAAUAAGGUUCCAGGUUCCGUGCGAUGUUCUUAAGUGUGGUCUUGUGAUAGUAGACUCCCCAGGAAUAGGCGAAAAUGAGGCUAUGGACAGUGUAAUUGCUGACUUCAUUCAGGAGAACGAAAUUAUGGGAUACAUCUACGUCAUCAAAUCUGACAAUGCAGGGGGAGUAGAUGAAGACAGACUGCUGGGUAUGCUGAAGAUGGUCAUCGAUAAGCAACAGAUGAAUCAACAGCAAAGACUUGAACAUUUAGAUUCGAAGAGCGCCAUGUUUGUAUGUAACCGAUGGGACCUGGUAAAGUCGAGUGAACAGAAAGUAGUGUUUAACAACACCGUAAAACUACUGGGCGAUUGUUGGCCGUGUCUAACAUCGUCCCAAGUUAUCCCAUUCAAGACAGAAUACGCCAUCAAGGAGGCCGAAUGUGACCCAGACUUUAUCCCCGAGCUGUACCGGGUGUUCCUGGAGCGUCUAAGAGACAUGUAUAUCCAUGCCAUGGACCAUAGGAUAGAGCAGACCUAUAAGUGGAUGGUCCAGGUGUUCUCCAGAUCGAGACAUCAGCUUCAAGCUUUGAUCGCUCAAGUCAAUAUGUCAGAAAAUGAAAGGAAAGAAAAUGUCGAAAAGAUAAAAAAGAAACUGCACACACUGGAAAGUAAGUCCGGUGCCGUUUUCGACGAACUGAGGAGCGAUGUUAAGCAGACUUCACAAGAAUUAUGUCAAGAGUUCCGACCGGAAUUGAUGAAACCUUACGCAAGAAUGGCUCUCACAAAAUGGCUACCCGAGGAACUUCCUGAACUUGACGAACGUGGUUGGCCUUAUGUGAAGAUUACUUUGCGCUGGAGAAUAGCUGAACGAGUUACAAGACUAAUAGAGGAAUGGGAAUCCGAGAAAGGGCAGAUUGCUCUCAUGGAAGAACGAACCGCAACUGCUAUCAAAAUACAAUUAAGUUUGCUGCAAGAGGAUCUGAAGAAAAUAGAAGAUGGCAUGAACAAGAGAGAGUCAGAAAACAGAGAUAGGUUACGGAGAUCACUUUCAAAUCCAAUGACGCUUCGCAGGAUGUCAAGAGUGUCUUCAUCGGAGCAAAACUUCCGUGCUACACCAAUGAAACUGAUAACACGGGUUCUUCAUCCAGUGCAAAAUGUUAUAAAAUCAACGAAACUGGUUGACGGAAUCAUCAGUGCAAGGAAAGAAAAGCUUUACAAAGAAAACCCUGUAAAAGUAGCAAGAGAGCAGACAGAGAAAUUUAUGGUAGAGCUGUUAACGCCACUAGCCGAUGAAGAUAUUCUUCAGGAGAUUAUCACUAACAUGUUGGACAGGUCCGUGUCGCAACUUGCUGAGAUCGAAAGAAACAUCCCAUUGCUUAUCAAAUCUAACGAGAUGUUGCUAGAUCGAACUAUCUCCUCCCGAAAGAAUGCAGUGGAAAGCAAGGGCAUAUACGAAAAUCUGAAGAUGAGUAUUGACGGAACAGACCGGCGCCUAAAUCAUUACCACAAGGGCUAUAUAUCUGUCAAGAAUAUGCGGGAUGUCGAAGUCUGCGCUGCUGAUGAAAAUCAUUACAGACUGUCUAGGUCCUUUAGAGCAUCGGAUAUUCUCCACACAUCACUUUUCAGCAAUUCUACAGACAAGAUAGCAUCCGAAUGUCGUGGCGGAUUAUGGACGGUAAUCAAGCGCGGGAAAUGUAAUGACAGUGAGAUAACUAUGAAGAUGUAUUUGCCUUCCUCACUCAUCGACACAACAUACAAUGAAGUAGCCAAGCUAAGGUUCCUCCGAGAAGACACGAUGGCACUUUUGGAGGGUAUUCACUACUCCGAUGCACCCCCUCCGGUCUUCAUUUUCCAGGACCAUCUGUAUACUCUGUCAGAACACCUACCAAAAUGGCCACGUCGUUCCAAAUUCAACAAGUUGACCGUCACAACACAGAUAUUGGAGGGCCUUUGCUACCUCCACAAACACCGACUGGUACACAUGGAGUUAUGCCUGGACACUGUCACUGUCAGCAAAGAUGGAGAAGUAAAACUAACAGGGGAAUGUUUGCCAAGAAAUUUCGUACAGCCUUCAGAGACAGAAAUAGUCGGCAAUUUUGCCUAUCUUUCCCCGAACGUCUUAAGAGGAAACACGUACUCGAAAGCAGCGGAUAUGUACGGUCUCGGUCUCUUGGUGUUUGAACUCCUACUCGGCGUGAAGGCAUUCGGGUUUCAUCGCGAUACAUUGCUUGUGAAAUUCAUUGAAAACGAAAACCCACAAACAUUGGUAGAUCCGGAAGAAGACAUGAAGCGAUUGUCAAGUGGUACAGCAGACUUCAUUUGGCGUUGCCUCCAUGCGACACAAGAUCCGGAUAAGUUCCCAGGCGCUAAUGAAAUCAAACAAGCACUCACUUGUAUCGGACAGGAAAAUGUGGAAAUUGUACGAGAGCCGCACGGAUAUAGCCAGUUCACCGAGAAAGGAAGUACCUGUUCCGUGUGAUUGACUCAAGAAAACAGCUACAAACUUCCGGUGAAACAACAACUGAUUAAGAAGUGUUAGUCCUAGAGUCAAGUUAACGUUCUUUGUUUUAAAUGAAGAUCAACAACUGAUUAAGAUGUGUUAGUCCUAGAAUCAAGUUAACGUUCUUUGUUUUAAAUGAAGAUCAGCAACUGAUUAAGAUGUGUUAGUCCUAGAAUCAAGUUAACGUUCUUUGUUUUAAAUGAAGAUCUUCAAAUUAGUUUGCAGAUAUUAUUUCAAUAUGUAUAGUUUUGCGUUUUAACAUAAUACUUGAUAUCCAAUGUCACAAGGACUUGUCACAUGUCAAAUAUAUGUGUUCAGUGUGAGCCACAAUUGCGCCAUUUGGCCGACAAUUUUAAAAGUUAGAGCGUCGUUCAGAGUUGAGAGGUCAAGAGUUCGAAACCAGGGCAGCACAGGCAUCUGAAUCCGGUUAUAUUUAGAAGAAAAAAUAUAUCCCGCCAUUGUAUGUUAUUAAAGCUUUCCUAAAUAUGCAACAAACGUAACCAGCCGUCAAUUAAAUUUUCUAAGCAACAUAGACCUUGAAAGCAAUGAACAUAUGUCUCAUUUUAACAAUCAAUGGUAGCAAUGAAAAGCUGUCUCAUUUUCUUAAUUAUUCCAAGAGCCUGAGCGUGAAAUGAGAAUAUGGUACUGAAAACCUUAUUUCAGGGACAGUGACCUUUGUGUUGAGAUUUUGACUUGGUAUGCAAGUAUCAGAAGUUAGGGCAUUUCCAUUAAAAUAUUAACCUGGCCUGUGUUCUCCAAAGUAAAUAACUUAUAUCUCUGGUUGUCUUUCAAUCCUAUUCUAAGUCAUUUACCAAAUAAAUUGUACCCCUAACAAAACCUGGGGUGGGGAUCCGAAUAGCCCCUACUGCCACUAGGAUUUUUUGUGAAUUAUAUAAUCCAUAGAUAUGUAUAUAACAUGGUUUUAAUAAUGAAUAACUGUUUACAAUGUAAAGGUUUUAAUUAUUUUUUUUUUUAAUCAAGGAAUGAAAAUAAAGGCAAUCAAUAAACAUGAUAGAUUCCUCAGAAUGUGUGAUAAAUGUCACCAAGAGCUGAAAUACAAUGUUUACUAUGAGAUGUGGAUGGUCAAUGAUAUAAUGAGCAGAUGAUGCAGACAAUGAGAUGAAUAUGUCAUUGAGUUUAUUUACAUAGAUUCAUGUUUAUGGCUGCUGAAAAUGAGGCAAUGGUCCGAGUAAUACAGUGGAAUAAUGUUUGAACAUGUUUGUAAUCUGUAAAAAAAAUAGAUCAAAUAUUGAACCAAGCUUACAUUGUAUGAAGUUUCAGCCAAACCUAUCAAUCCUUUCUGAAGUUAUCUGGAAACCAAAAUUUGAUGAAAAAAUAUCUAUUAUUAGCAACAGUGACAUAAUUAGUACUUUUCGAGCCCAAACUCAAUCCAUUCUACAUUGUACCUCAUAAGCUAAGAUUGUAAAAGUUUCAACCAUAGUACAUUCAUGCUUUUUAUUAUAACUUUUUGCAUCAACAUAAUGUAAAAUACCUAAUGUAACAGUGUAAAUGUUUUCCGUUUCUCACUGAAACUCAAUCAACUGACUUUUUAAUACAUUGGUUGCCGAUAUUUGAUUUUCUUGGCAUGUACAAUACUUUACUCAUGUGGGUCAUACAUAUAUAUACUGAUUAUUUACCUUCCAGUGUAAAAUAUCACAAGUUGGUUUUGUAAUAGAACACGGAUCUGUUCAAAUGCAUACUCAACUUACUCGUCCUUGUUGCUUCCCGUUGAAAAUAAGCUGAAUGUUUCAGUUUUUUUGUUCAAUGAGCUGGUUUAUUCAAGUUUUUCACAUUUUACUUUUGUUUUAAUAAAUCUUCUCUUUAUAAACAUGA